AUGAUAAACCGGCGUAGAGGCUACGACUGUUUGUUUACAGAUAUGUACAACAGACUCCGACGGAUUGCAACCCUUCUAUCAUUGGAACAUCUACUGGCAGCGUCGCUUCCAACGGAUAUAUUUUUAGACAAUGAAAAACAAGCACUCGUUCAGACGGGGCCGAACACGAAGUCGUUCCAGUCGCCGCACCUUGGACAGCUGGAAGAGAAAAAUAACAGUGGUUCUUUUCAAAGUUUAUCUUCAUUAAAGGAGGCGCACACUGAUGGCAAGAGAAGCGUUCCACCUUUGGUGGUACAAAAGAAAGACUUUCAUGCAAGACUAGACGCGGAUGAGAGUGACAGUUCCUCCGAUAUUAUAAGCUCAGAAGCCGACGAAGGAAGUUCGGACAGCGAACACGAGAGUGAUGAGUUAGAGGAAAGCUCCGAGCCACAGUCAGAAGACGACGAAGGAUCUUUUAGCAGCGACGGCGAAUUUCCGGAAAGCACGGUUGAGUCCUCCGAAGAGGAAGAGGAUGACCCAUCGGAAAGCGUAGACGACGUCUUCGGGGAGGCCAGUGAGGUUCAAGAGGAAAGCAGCGAAGAAAGCGAAGAGAAGGAUGUUAAUGAUGCAGAAUUUACCGAACCUCCAAGAGAUAGCGAGAUCGAUAGUGAUGAAACGUAAAACAGUUAUUCGCACUACCUUCAGAGAAAGAGAAAAUAAACAGUUUUUAGGUGGGCUUUCUGAAAUACUGAUUUUAGACACAUGAACGGAGAAGUUGCGUACGACGCUUGAGAUUGCGGAAGUGGUAUAGGCGCUUAGACCAAUGUGGUGCUUCACACAUUUUAAAUACUGUGCAGUCUUCGCAUACUCCGCGGGAGUAAAACAGCAGUAACCAAGGCGAUUUGCUCCGAAGAAUUAAAUGCGCACUCUCUCCCCCCCUCCCCCCCUUCAAGGAAGGGUGUUGUUUGCCUCCCCCCCUUCAAGGAAGGG
This is a messenger RNA of Ixodes scapularis (black-legged tick), 969 nucleotides long. Its product is annotated as HIV Tat-specific factor 1 homolog. Bases 1 to 660 code for a protein of 219 amino acids. NCBI's taxonomy places the organism in Eukaryota, Metazoa, Arthropoda, Arachnida, Ixodida, Ixodidae. The record is from RefSeq and is a predicted model, not a curated record. The transcript is spliced from 3 exons.